Messenger RNA from Zerene cesonia (dogface butterfly), 1850 nucleotides. RefSeq names its product sodium-coupled monocarboxylate transporter 1-like. The coding region runs from base 121 to 1821 and encodes 566 amino acids. Gene Ontology annotation, biological process: transmembrane transport; sodium ion transport. Lineage: Eukaryota; Metazoa; Arthropoda; Insecta; Lepidoptera; Pieridae. Gene Ontology annotation, cellular component: membrane. Gene Ontology annotation, molecular function: symporter activity. The record is from RefSeq and is a predicted model, not a curated record. The transcript is spliced from 13 exons.
UAGAAAAAUCGCGGGAGGUAAUUGAUAAAUUGCUACACUCGGAACUUACGCUAUUGUGCUCUCAAAGGUCAAAGGAAACACUCGUCUUGUAUAUUAAAUGUAAAGAUUUCAUGAAUUAAAAUGUCUGAAAAACUUUACGUUUCCGAGGUACGCGCGACCUAUCAACAUUUUUCGUGGAUAGAUUAUUCUGUGUUUGUUAUAAUGUUAGCUAUUUGUGGUGGUGUCGGUAUCUAUUUUGGUUUUAUCAAUAAACAAAAAUCAACACAAGACUAUUUAAUGGGCGGCAGAAAUAUGUCUCUUCUUCCGGUAUGUUUUUCCCUAGUAGCAAGCUUUGUUUCAGGAAUAUCCCUUUUGGGCAUCCCGACAGAACUUUACGUAUUCGGUACUUCCUACGUUUUCAAUAUCAUUGGUGCCAUAGUUAUGUCAAUAAUUAUAAGCCAUACAUUUAUUCCGGUACUGCACGAAUUAAAUUUAACAUCAGCUUACGAAUAUUUGGAAUUACGCUACGAUAAGAGGAUAAGGGUUUUUGGAUCAGUUCUCUUCAGCGUUUAUUUGAUGGCUUGGCUCCCAAUUGUUAUUUAUGUUCCUGCAUUGGCGUUUAAUCAAGUGACUGGUGUAAAUAUACAUGUAGUAUCCCCGAUCGUAUGCCUCGUUUGCAUUUUUUAUACAUCAGUGGGGGGCUUAAAAGCGGUGGUUUGGACGGACGUUUUUCAAACUAUAGUAAUGAUUGGAGCAAUGUUUUUAGUCAUUAUUAAGGGAACAAUAAAGGUUGGCGGUUUUGAGGAAGUAUUGAAAAGAAAUUGGGAUAGUGGAAGAAUAGAACAUCCUCCUUUCAGCUUUGAUUUAACAGAAAGACAUUCAUUUUACGCCGUCACCAUUGGAUCUUCUUUUUAUUGGAUUGGAAAUAUAGCAGUCAACCAAUCGAUGAUGCAAAGAUUUUUAUCAUUGCCCGAUGUGAGAUCAUCCAAAAAGGCGGUGUGGGGAUUCCUAUUUGGAGUUUUUCUAAUAUUAAUUUUGUGUGGAUACAGUGGUUUAUUGGCAUAUGCUCGUUAUUAUGACUGUGAUCCACUGAAUUCAAAACUCGCUUUAGCGAAAGACCAAUUAUUGCCGUUGUUAGUGAUGGAUAUUUUGGGGGAUUGGAAUGGUGUACCAGGAGUAUUCGUUGCUGGAGUAUUUAGUGCUGCUCUUAGCUCUUUAUCAACGGGACUUAACUCGAUGGCUGCUGUAGUCCUGGAAGAUUUUUGGAAACCAUUUUUUAAAGAUUUAAAUCAAAGGCAUACGCAAAUAUUAAUACGAUCAGUUGUUGUGGUAUUAGGAUGUAUAUGUGUUGGCUUAGUGUUCGUUGUAGAAAUGCUAGGCUCAGUUUUACAAUUGACAAUAAGCUUAUCAUCGGCUUCUAUGGGACCACUUGCCGGGAUAUUUCUAAUGGGGCUCUUUCUACCAUUUAUAGAUGGAACCAGUGCGCUUACUGGUGGAUUUAUUGGUUUGACGUCUGCUUGGUGGGUCGCGGCGCAGGCGCAGCUUGCUCAAGUUCAAUCAUUACUAAUAUUUAAAGAGAAGGACAGAUAUACGUACAACUGCACGUAUGACUUCGAUUUAUCACCCUCCAUUUCAGACCAAGACAGUGGAGUGCCGUACCUUUAUCGCAUAUCUUAUUUAUGGUUUACGGCUUUUGGAUGUACCAUCACAGUUUUAGUAGCAUGCCUAGUUAGCCUGAGGCCCAAGGAAAGAGUUUCUGUUGAGGCGAAGUUAUUUGCACCAUUUUUGAGGCAUUGGAUAUCGGGGAAGAUGAGAGUAGAUGAAUUGGAUAUGAAGCGGUGAGCUAAGAGAUAAUUUAAAUAAACAUUUUA